Messenger RNA from Betta splendens (Siamese fighting fish), 2308 nucleotides. Its product is annotated as cytochrome P450 2K1-like. The record is from RefSeq and is a predicted model, not a curated record. Bases 81 to 1601 code for a protein of 506 amino acids. Gene Ontology annotation, molecular function: oxidoreductase activity, acting on paired donors, with incorporation or reduction of molecular oxygen, reduced flavin or flavoprotein as one donor, and incorporation of one atom of oxygen; heme binding; iron ion binding. Gene Ontology annotation, cellular component: cytoplasm; intracellular membrane-bounded organelle. The transcript has 9 exons. Lineage: Eukaryota; Metazoa; Chordata; Actinopteri; Anabantiformes; Osphronemidae. Gene Ontology annotation, biological process: xenobiotic metabolic process.
GAGGCACGUAGGGGCGGGGAUGUUAUUUGCAACCCUGCUGCUCUUGUUACUCAGAUCUACCUGGCGACAACACACAAGAAAUGUCUCUCUUGGACCAUUUGACUCUUUUGUUCCAUUGCAGUCCCACCACUCUGCUGGGGGCUGUUGCUGUCCUGUUGCUGCUUUAUUUGGUCUCCAAUGGGUUUUCCUCAGAGGAAACCAGGAGAGAGCCACCAGGACCCAGACCUCUGCCCCUGCUGGGAAACCUGCUGCAGCUCGAUCUUAAGAGGCCCUACAGAACCCUCACGGAGCUUUCAAAGAUAUAUGGAUCUGUAUUUACCGUUUACCUUGGACCCAAUAAAGUGGUGGUACUGGCUGGAUACAAGACAGUCAAAGAGGCACUGGUUAACCAUGCUGAAGAAUUUGGAGACCGAGACAUUGCUCCGAUAUUUGUAGAUUUGAUUCGAGGCCAUGGAAUUUUGAUGGCCAAUGGAGAUUCAUGGAAAGAGAUGAGACGUUUUGCGCUGUCCACCCUAAAAGACUUUGGGAUGGGAAAGAGAACAGCUGAGGACAGGAUAUUAGAAGAGUGUGAACAUCUGAUCCAAAUGUUUGAAACACACAAAGGUAAUGCCUUUGACACAGCAGGUGCCCUCAAUUACGCAACAUCCAACAUUAUCUCCUCAAUUGUGUACGGAAGCAGAUUUGAAUACAGUGAUCCUCGAUUUACUCGUUUGGUAAAACAAGCCAACGAGAACAUCAGCGUUCUAGGGUCUGUGUCAGUCCAGGUUUACAACAUGUUUCCUAAACUUACUGGUUGGGUGAAAAACCGGAAGCUCUUACUAGCAAAUUCUGAGAGCACUGUCAGAGAUGUGAAAACUUUAAUUAAGCAGCUAAAAGACACUCUGAACCCCAACACAUGCAGGGGGCUGGUGGACUGUUUCCUGACACGCCAGCAGAAAGAGGAGGAGUCUUGUGCCUUGGACUCACAUUACCACGAGUCAAAUCUAAUCUAUACAGUGACCAACCUGUUUGCUGCUGGCACUGACACAACAGCAAGCACACUGAGAUGGGCUUUGCUGCUUAUGGCCAAAUACCCACAUAUACAAGAUCAGGUCCAGGAGGAGCUGAGCAGGGUGGUGGGAAGCCGCUGCGUCCGGGUGGAAGACCGCAAGAACCUGCCGUACACUGAUGCCGUGAUCCAUGAGACCCAGAGGCUGGCCAACAUUGUCCCCAUGUCUCUCUUUCACAAAACCAGCCGGGACAUCACCUUCCAGGGCCACUUCAUCAAAAAGGGGACGACAGUGAUUCCCCUCCUGACGUCUGUACUGUAUGAUGAGAGUGAAUGGGAGACUCCCCACACCUUCAACCCUUCUCACUUCCUGGAUGACCACGGUAGAUUUGUGAAGAGAGACGCCUUCAUGCCCUUCUCUGCAGGUCGCCGGAUGUGUCUCGGAGAGAGCCUCGCCAAGAUGGAGCUGUUCCUCUUCUUCACCUGCCUCCUGCAGCGCUUCCGCUUCACUCCUCCACCUGGAGUCACGGAGGAGGAACUGGAUCUGACACCAGCUGUGGGCUUCACUAUUCCUCCUGUGCCACAUAAGCUGUGCGCUGUCCCACGCAGCUGAUCAACAGCUGGAUCACUGCAACAUGUGUCUCCUGUAGUAAUAAGGGCUGAUUAUCAAUAAUGUGCUGGUUUUGUAGAUCAUAGCCAAAGGUUUUGGCUAUGUGUGUGUUGUAAUGUAAUACUGUAAAUACAGUGAAAGCUGCUUUUCUUGUGCUAGAAAUGAACUAAAAUUAAUCUAUAUUCCAAUACACCUUGAUAGUUGGGUUUGUCUAUGACACUGCAACACUGCACAUUCAUUUACUGUCACAUUUGUGUGUGUUUUGCUUGUUAAAACAAAACUCUUGAUAAAGUGCUCUUGGCAAUUUCUGGCAACUCCCUCCACAACAUAUAUUUUCUGGGUACUUGUGUUGGGACAUACUUUGUUCCAUGAAAAUAUUAUGGAAUACAACAGAGUGCCUAUAUUAGAUUUAAAUCCAAAAAUUCAUGUAGCCCAUUAUGGCCCCUAGCAUUUCUCAAUUUGUGAUGUACGUGAUCAAGUGCACAAAAACUUAAACAAUUACUUUCCUGAGAGUAAAUGUUUACUUGUGUACUAAUUUGUGUCCUAAUAAUGCAUAUUGCAAUUACAGUUGAUACGUGUUAACCAUUAUUGCUGCAUGUGGCUUUUGUUGGUUUUAGUUGUGUAAGGUCUUUAACCUUACAUUGUAAAGUGCCUUUAGAUAACUUUGUUGUGAUUUGGCGCUAUAUAAAUAAAAUUGAAUUGAAAGUGUA